Aspergillus niger is the source of this 1338-nucleotide messenger RNA. RefSeq lists its product as uncharacterized. The record is from RefSeq and is a predicted model, not a curated record. Lineage: Eukaryota; Fungi; Ascomycota; Eurotiomycetes; Eurotiales; Aspergillaceae. Gene Ontology annotation, cellular component: membrane. The transcript has 3 exons. Bases 1 to 1338 code for a protein of 445 amino acids.
AUGGCCGAGGCUGGCGACAAGGCUGAAGUCCCUCCUGCGGCCGUCUCGUUCUUCGAUCCCGCUCUGAAAGCUGUUCGUCGCAGCGUGUUCUUCCAGUGGGGCCGGACAGUCUUAAUACUCUGUGUCUUCAUCCUUUGCAUCCUAUCACUAUUCUGGGCCGUACAAUUCCACGCAGAGUCUCGAUUUUCUGCUUUGACGGUUUGGGUUGUCGACUUCGAUGGCCAGCUGGAGCCCUACCGAAAUGAGACUCCAAUUGUGGGCCCGAUCGUGACAGAGGUUGUGGACCAUAUACUUGAUACGAGCACCGAGCAUCUAGGAUACACGAUCAAGUCUCCUGCGGACUUCAACAAUGACCCCUGGGCUGUGCGCCAGUCCGUGUAUGACGAGCAUGCUUAUGCAGCUGUGAUUAUCAAUGCCAAUGCCACUGCUCUUCUUCGCAACGCUGUCAUCAACGGAAACUCGUCCUACGACCCCUACGGUGCGGCCGAGUUCGUCACGAUCAGUGCACGCGAUCCGACCACCUAUUACGACUACAUCAAUCCCUUUUUAUACGAUCUCGACAUGGCCGUCCGGUCGUCCUUUGGACUACGCUGGAUACAGUACGUCGCUCAGCAAGGGUACAACAUCAGUCAAGUGCCACAGGCCAUCAACCCAGGAAUUGGAUUUACCUCCGUUGACCUUCGACCCUUUGCGCCAGCCGUCAUAACUCCGGCCGUGAGCAUCGGUCUCAUCUAUCUGAUCAUCCUUGCCUUCUUCAACACCCCGUUCAUGAUGCCCAUACACAUUCAGUUCAUCAAGGGCAACCACCCUCCGCUGAAAAUCCCACAGUGGCUCCUAUGGCGCAUCCUGUCCAACAUUGGCACAUACUUCUUCCUAUCACUCUUCUACUCCUUUGUGUCCCUGGCCUUCCAGAUCCCGUUCAGCAACCCCUCCGCACCCGACACUCAGGUAGCCUACAACCCCAACGGCUACGGCCACGGCUCCUUCGUUGUCUAUUGGAUGUUGAACUGGGCGGGCAUGUGUGCCCUCGGUUUCCCAUGUGAGAACAUGGCGAUGAUUAUCGGUCUUCCUUGGAGUGCGCUCUUCCUCAUCUUCUGGGUCAUCACCAACGUGGCCACUGGUUUUUAUGCUUUGGAUCUGGCUCCAGGCUUCUUCAGAUGGGGUUACGCCUGGCCUCUUCACAGGAUUGUCGAGGCAAUUCGCACUAUUCUCUUCGAUACGCAUUCUCGGAUCGGACUUGACUUCGGUGUCCUAUUCGCCUGGAUCGGUUUCUCGAUCUGUCUAUUCCCGCUCGCUGCAGCGUUUAUGAAUUGGAAGAUCAAGCGGGGCUGGGCGUGA